Messenger RNA from Dermochelys coriacea (leatherback sea turtle), 3689 nucleotides. It is a transcript of the gene GPC6, whose product is annotated as glypican 6. The record is from RefSeq and is a predicted model, not a curated record. Bases 1573 to 3273 code for a protein of 566 amino acids. NCBI's taxonomy places the organism in Eukaryota, Metazoa, Chordata, Testudines, Dermochelyidae. The transcript is spliced from 10 exons. Gene Ontology annotation, biological process: regulation of protein localization to membrane; regulation of signal transduction; cell migration. Gene Ontology annotation, cellular component: synapse; extracellular region; cell surface.
GGUUCCCAAACUGUGGGAUGUUUACCGCCCAUGUGGUACAUGAGCUUGUUGUUCUACCAUUUAACUUGACAAUGUUUUUUUUAUGGUCGAGGUACAUGAACUAAUAAAGUUUGGGAGUUGCUGUUCCAUAGUAAUCAUACUAAUACUGCAGUAGCAUUCUUGAAAGAUGUAGUGUUUUGGAUUACUGCUAUAAAAUACUAGAAUACAUUUAAUAAGGGUGCUUUUCCUUCCUUCCCGGGCCCAUAGAUUGGAUUGGCCUGGCAGUCUCCUGCGGCUGCUCCUGUGUUAAGGAGGGAUUGUGGUGCUCUCAUGCCAAGUCCUGGGUUGAGUUCCUUGGGGUGGCUCUCUUUUCCCACCCUACUAACUAAGUCUAAGCACUUGGUGUAGGUUUUUUUUUCCUUCUCUUGCCCUUAGAGGAUGAUUUCCAGGCUCUCUCUUGGUCCUGCCCUGCUCCACCGCCUGGGUCUGAUAUAUAACAAAAUACAUCAUGGGCCAAAUACAAAUUUAAUGUAAAUGGCUCCAAUACGUUUUAAGAGAAAGGAGUUGCACUCACUUACCUCAAGUCUGUGUUGAAUACCAGGUACUUUUAAAGGUUAGAUUAAUGUGAAUUUAACCUUUGGGCCAUAUUCAACCCCUGUAAAUCCACGGAAGUCAAGACAUAAGCCAGGGAUGUCUUUUGGUCCAAUAAUAAUAUGUUAUAUAUUAGUGCUCAGGUCAUUUUUAGAACACCUAACUGGUUGGUGAUUUGCAAUCUUGGGGUUGGUUAGCUGUGGUAAGGGAAGACGUUGAUUGUAUGGUGCCCUUUUCCUUCCCCUCUCCUGUGCCCGGAGAUCCACUCCAGGUUUUCUUUUCCGCUCCGUUUCUGUAUUUCGCCCAUGCACUGUGUAGCACGUUUCUCUCUCUCUCUCUCUCUCUGUGUGUCUCUUUCCCUCAGUCACUGUGUCUGUCUCCGGGAUUUCUCCCUUCCUACUUGAGGAGGCUGCUCCUGCAGGCUCCGUGCGCGUGUGUGAAGCAGAGGUUCCCCGGGAUCCCAUAAAUACAACCCGUACGUGCACUCUGACCCACACACAGAGUAACACCACCAGAGGCGCGCGAGCACACACACACACACACACACACACACACACACACACGUGCAUGCUCCAGUCCAUCCCCACACGCGCAGCCAGGGAGUGAGGGCUCGCCAGCCUCACACAGGCAGGCACCGCUCAGUGGCCCCAGGAUUUUGGCGCCCCUGGCUCGGGACUCCGCUCCGCAGCAGCCAGCCAGACCUGGGCGUGCAGCGGGGGGGGGGUGUGUGUGUGUGGGGGGGGGGGGGGAGGGGUUCGUUGGCACCGGGAAAGAAGAAGCGGGCGGGGGCGGCCGCUGCUGUUCCUGACGCCGCUCGUGUGUGCGCCCGUCUCCCCUUCGGCUUCUAAAAGUUUGCCUCAGCAAGGCGGGGGGCUCCCCGCUCCCUCUCAGCUGGGGGACCCCGUCUGCAGCUCACCCUGGAGGCACCUCGGCUCCGUUCGCAGCGGGUGAAGGUGGGACCCGGUCCCCGGGAUUUAUUGAGCCGGAUUUGCAUUUUGCACCAUGUCUUCUUGGAUCGCGGCUCCGCUGGUGGCUUUCACCGGGCUGCUGCUGCUGUCACUUUCGGCCGGGGCCGAUGCGGCGGCUCGGAGCUGCAGUGAGGUGCGGCAGGCGUAUAGCGCCAAAGGCUUCAGCCUGGUCAAUAUACCCUUUCAGGAAAUAGCAGGGGAACAUUUGAGAAUCUGUCCGCAGGAGUAUACAUGCUGCACCACAGAAAUGGAGGACAAAUUGAGCCAACAGAGCAAACUGGAGUUUGAAAACUUGGUGGAAGAAACAAGUCACUUUGUGCGCACCACCUUUGUGUCCAGGCACAAGAAGUUUGAUGAAUUUUUCCGAGAACUUUUGGAGAACGCAGAAAAAUCCUUAAAUGAUAUGUUUGUACGAACGUAUGGAAUGCUGUACAUGCAGAAUUCAGAAGUGUUCCAGGACCUCUUCACAGAACUGAAACGCUACUAUACAGGCGGCAAUGUAAACUUGGAGGAGAUGCUGAAUGAUUUCUGGGCUCGGCUAUUGGAGCGAAUGUUCCAGCUCAUAAACCCCCAAUACCAUUUCACUGAGGACUAUCUGGAGUGUGUAAGCAAAUACACAGACCAGCUGAAACCAUUUGGAGAUGUACCCAGGAAACUGAAGGUUCAAGUGACUAGAGCUUUCAUUGCUGCACGGACUUUUGUUCAGGGGCUGACUGUAGGCAGAGAGGUUGCAAACAGAGUAUCCAAGGUCAGUCCAAACCCAGGGUGCAUCCGUGCACUAAUGAAGAUGUUAUACUGCCCUUACUGCAGAGGACUUCCCACUGUGAAACCUUGCAACAACUACUGCCUCAACGUAAUGAAAGGCUGCCUAGCAAAUCAGGCCGAUUUGGACACUGAGUGGAAUCUCUUCAUAGAUGCUAUGCUCUUGGUAGCAGAGAGAUUAGAGGGACCAUUCAACAUUGAAUCAGUCAUGGAUCCUAUUGAUGUCAAGAUUUCUGAAGCCAUCAUGAACAUGCAAGAGAACAGUAUGCAGGUGUCAGCAAAGGUCUUUCAAGGAUGUGGCCAGCCUAAACCAGCACCUGCUUUAAGAUCUUCUCGCUCUGUUCCCGAGAACUUCAAUACCCGCUUUAGGCCAUACAAUCCUGAAGAGAGACCAACAACAGCUGCUGGCACAAGUUUGGAUAGACUGAGGACUAUCUGGAGGACAAUGCAACAUGGUGUAACAGACAUUAAAGAAAAACUGAAGCUUUCAAAAAAGUUCUGGUCAGCUUUACCAUAUACUAUCUGCAAGGAUGAAAGAGUGACAGCUGGCAUGUCAAAUGAAGAGGACUGCUGGAAUGGCCAUACCAGAGCUAGAUACCUGCCUGAGAUUAUGAAUGAUGGGCUGACCAACCAGAUCAACAAUCCCGAAGUAGAUGUGGACAUCACAAGGCCUGACACCUUCAUACGGCAACAAAUCAUGGCCCUAAGAGUCAUGACUAACAAACUGAAGAAUGCAUACAAUGGAAAUGAUGUGAACUUCCAGGAUACAAGCGAUGAAACCAGUGGCUCAGGAAGUGGAAGUGGUUGCACUGAUGAUAUCUGUCCUACAGAGUUUGACUUCAUCACCACGGAAGUACCACCUGUUGACUCAGACAGGAGAGAAGUAGACUCUUCAGCAAUCCAGUCUAGCCAAUCACUGUUUACGUUGUUCAUCAUCUGCAUCAUCCUUGUACUGCAGAGACAGUGGAGAUAAUCCUGGUUCUGGUCAGAGAGACUGUGUUUUAGCUACGAAAACAGCCAACUUGCUCCUUUUCUUACACUCUUGGACAAUGGACUAUGCCACAAAUAUUACAGUUUUCUAUGAGAGCAGUACUACAGCCUACUUCCCUUUUUGUUUUCCCAAAGAGUACCAGGUGCCAGACUAAACUGCUUCCUGUUUCUUUCAAGAUAUCAGUGAAGACAAUGUCCACUCUUGAGAGAAUUCUUUCUCAGAUCUUUAUUACUGGAGACUUUCUGAGCUGCAUUAUGCUGCAGAAGUAAAAAGGAUCUUACGGUGUAGGUUUUCCUUAACAAGAAAGAAAAGAGAAAGAAACAAAGAAAACAAAUUUCCUUCUAAAUCAGGCCAAACUUAAGGCUGCUGCAUUUUCAAGAAAAACAAAACAAAAAGAC